GAACCAGCUAUACUUGCAGCUAGCAGGAAAGGUCAUCAUAAAAUAGUCGAGUUACUUCUUAAGGAGAAUGCUGAUCCAGAUGCACAAUAUCAAAUUAAUCAAGAAAGUGAAGGCACAUCUCUUGCCCUGGUUAGUGAAUUACUUCUUGGGCAUAAGUUUGUGGUAGCAGUUAGGCAAAACGUUGGCAAGACAGCAUUAAUGGCAGCUAGUUUCAGUAAUCAUUAUCGAGUAGUUGAAUUACUACUUAUAGCAAACGCUGAUCCUAAUAUUCAAAAGAAAGAUGGCUGGACAGCAUUAAUGCUAGCAAGUCAAAGUGGUCAUACUGAAAGUGUUGAGUUACUCCUUAAGGCAGGUGCUGAUCCUAAUAUAAAAGAAGAAGAUGGUUGGACAGCACUCAUAAUAGCCUGUCAAGGUGGUCAUGCUAAAGUGGUUGAGUUACUCAUUAGUGCAAAUGCUGAUGUUAAUACAAAGCAAAAAGACGGAGGAACAUCACUCAUGAUAGCCUGUCAAGGUGGCUGUACUCAAGUAGUGCAGUUACUUCUUAAGGAGAAAGCUGAUCCAAAUAUUUGCUCAGAUGAUGGUAAGACAGCACUUAUGUCAGCCAUUUUUAAUAAUCAUCAUCAAGUAGCCGAGUUACUUCUAAAGGCCAAAGCUGAUCCUGAUGUGAAAGGAAAAGAUGGUUGGACAGCACUCAUGGUGGCUUGUCAAAGUGGCCAUACAAAAGUGGUCGAAUUGCUUCUUAAUGCAAAUGCUAAUCCUAGCAUGAGACAAAGAAAUGGUGCAACAGCACUCAUAAUAGCCAGUCAAAAUGGUUUUGUAGAAUUGGUCAAGCUACUCCUAAAGAAAGAUCUUGAUCUUAACAUUCAAACAAAUGAUGGCAUGACAGCAUUAAUUCAAGCCAGUUACAGUGGCCAUCAUAGUAUUGUUGAGUUACUCCUUACUAAUAAAGCCAAUCCUAACAUUCAGCAGGCUGAUGGCAGAAAUGCACUCAUGUUAGCUAGCCAAAGAGGUCAUUAUCAUGUGGUUGAAUUGCUUCUUAAAGCAAAUGCUAAUCCUGACAUUCAAAAGAAAGAUGGUUGGACAGCACUAAUGCUAGCUACUCUUGGUGGUCAUCAACAAAUAGUAGAGUUGCUCUUAAAGGAAAACGCUAAUCCCGAUAUUAGAGAAGAACAUGGAUGGACCGCACUCCUAAUAGCUAGUUUAAGUGGUCAUCAGGAAGUGAUAGAGCUACUCUUUCAAAACAAUGCGAAUCUUAACAUUCAAGCUGGUGAUGGGAAAACAGUGUUAAUGGGAGCUAGCCUACUUGGUCAUCAUCAAACGGUCGAAGUACUCCUUAGACAAAAUGUAGUUGAUCCUAAUAUCCAGAAGAAUGAUGGAUGGACUGCACUCAUGCUAGCAAGUAUGAAUGGUCAUCACAAAGUAGUCGAGUUGCUCCUUAAAGCAGGUGCUGAUCCUAAUAUUAAAGAAGAGGAUGACUGGACAGCACUCAUGAUAGCUUGUCAAGGCAGCCACUAUCAAGUAGUUGAGUUACUCCUUAAUGCAAAUGCUGAUAUGAAUAUUGUAACAAACACAGGGGGAACAGCAAUCAUGAUAGCCAGCCAGUCUGGUCAAGCAGAAUUAAUCGAGCUUCUUCUAACAAAAAAUCCUAAUGUCAACAUUAAAGCAAGGAGUGGCAGGACUGCUCUAAUGCAAGCAAGUCAAUGUGGCUAUCACAAAAUAGUGGAGUUGCUCCUUAAGGCAGGUGCUGAUCCUAAUAUUAAAGAAGAAGAUGGUGGAACGGCACUCAUGAUGGCAAGUCAAGUUGGUUACUAUCAAACAGUUCAGUUGCUCCUCAAUGCAAAUGCUGACCCUAAUAUUUUAGGUGAUAAUGGGUGUACUGCUAUUGUAAUAGCAAGUCAAAAUGGUCACCUCCAAGUAGUAAAGCUGCUCUUUGCAAACAAUGCUGAUCCUACCAUUCAAAAAGGAGGAAGAACAGCACUUGUUAUGGCUAGUUUAAACAAUCGGAAAGAAGUAGUUGAGUUUCUCAUCAAAGAACAGGAGGAUCAUGGUUUCACGACUUUAAUGAAUGCAAUUCACAGCGAAAUCAUUGAAUUAGUACUUUCCUUGCUAUCAGCUGGAAUUAUGACGUACAUAGACGAAGGCCACAUUCAAGCAGCAAUACAUUUUUCGAAAAUGGAGUCUAAGGUUGAUAAUGAAAUGACAGAGCUCCUGCGUUAUUAUGCAGAAGACGUUCAUGGAAUGAAGUUAUCUGAGAGUCAAGUUGAAGUCAUUACAAUAAGUAGUGAGAUGAAACAAAAAGUUAAUCAAAGUAGCUACCAUUUAGACAGUAACAUUAGAAUGGCCUCUCAUUUAGCGCAGGACCCAGAUGAACACCCAUUACUGCGAUAUGCAGCACCACUUGAUAAGCUUUCCAGCGAUCCAUAUGCAGCAGAGGAACAAGAUGCUACAGAGAAAUUCAAGGCUGCAGCACUGAGAAAACUGGGUCAGUGACAUUGGACUCAAAUUUAAAUGUUAAAGAAUACCGAUACAACUGUCUUUGUUUUUAUAGUCUGUUUUGUAGCCUAGUAAGUUUAGUAGUGUGUUUUAAAACUUUUAUUGAUUUAAUGUAAACAAAAAUAUUUAUGGUGUCAAGAUGUUCAUAAUUUCUAUACCG
Molecule: messenger RNA, 2653 nt
Organism: Amphimedon queenslandica
Lineage: Eukaryota; Metazoa; Porifera; Demospongiae; Haplosclerida; Niphatidae
Product: ankyrin-3-like
Exons: 1
Coding region: 199-2490 (763 amino acids)
Molecular function (GO): protein binding
Source: RefSeq, a predicted model, not a curated record